AGGUGCAGCAGCAGCAGCCAAAGCAGCAGCAGCAGCAGCAGCAGCAGGAGGCGCAGCAGCAGCAGCAAGCGAGCUGGAAGGCUUUUACUUCAUCUGCCGCAGCAGCGCCCUGCAGCAGCAAACUGAAAUAUAUAAUCAGCUGCUUGAAGCUGCGAAGCUGGAGGCCCAAGCAGAACAAGAUGCUGCUGCGCUGCAGCAGCAGCAGCAGCUGCUGCUGCAGCAGCAGGAAGCAGCAGUGGAAGCAGAAGACUUUGCUGCUGCUGCUGCAGCAGACGAGGGCCUCCAGAAAACGGCUGACGAGCUAGCAGCCGUGCAGCUGCGGUCUCUGCAUCUGAAGCAGCAGCAGCAGCAGCUGCUGCAGCAGCUCGCGACUACCGCUGGGGACUUGCUGCAGCAGCUGCAGCAGAUGCAGCAGCAAGCGACAAACGAGAGAGACACCCUGCAGCAGCAAAUGGAGCAGCAGAUGCAGCAGCAAACGGAGAUGCACGAGCAGCUGCGACAGCAGGCGCAGGAGCGGCUGCAGCAGCUAGAAGAGGACGCCGCUGCUCGCCAAGAAGCAGCAGCAGCAGCUGCUGCAGCAGCAGCAGCAGCAAAGGAGCGCGUAGACACAAUAGUGCAGCAAGAAGAAGAAGCGCUUGCAGAUCUGCAGCAGCAACGGAUGCUGCUGGAGCAGCAGCAAAGAGAGACGCAGCAGCAAAUUGAAAUGCUGCUUGCUGCUGAAGCAGCAGCAAAAGCCCACAUAAAGACAGCUGCAGCUGAGGCGGCAGAAGCAGAAGCGGAAGCGCUGCAGCAGCAGCUGCAGUUCGAGCAGCAGCAGCAGGAAAGUGAAGGAGAGGCGCAACAGCUACGGGAUCGGCUUGAGGCUCUUUUGGGGGAGAGCGAAAAGCUGCAGCAGCAACAGCAAGAGUGA
This is a messenger RNA of Eimeria tenella, 910 nucleotides long. RefSeq lists its product as uncharacterized. The transcript has 7 exons. The annotation marks the transcript as partial. The record is from RefSeq and is a predicted model, not a curated record. NCBI's taxonomy places the organism in Eukaryota, Apicomplexa, Conoidasida, Eucoccidiorida, Eimeriidae.